AUGGUGGUCAGUACCAGCUAUCGUGUUGCGCGUCAGAUCUCUAUUCUCUGCAAAUCAGUACGGCCCCAUGCAGCUUCCGAGAUUGGUCGAACGAAUUGGAAUUCCACUGUCAGAUGUAUCCAUACAACACCAAUAGCUUUUAAAACGAAGGAGAAUGGAGCUAUUAUUGAAGAAAUGUUUGAUGGUUCUCCGGACAACGACCUCUUUAGCAACCCAGAGCAAACGCCAAAAGCAUUCGCAACAAAACCGACCUCAACGAAAUCCUCACGCAUCUCGGCUUCUAACAAGAAACUUACAUCUACGGAACGCACCGCUCGCUUUGAUAACUUAUACGACUCUCUUAUUCCACAUCUCACCAAACUCGUCCCUCCUCCUAAGAAUCCUGCAUCCUUGGCCGACCCUGCAAAGGACCCGGCAUAUCUUGAACAAAGGGCUCUUCGGAAGAAGAUAAAACCUAUCAGACAUACUGUCUGGACGCAUCUCAUUCAACUGGCGCAGACGGAAGAAGAGCUGGUUAAAGUGGCGGAAUCGUUCGGGAAAUGGAGAGAUCUCGGACACAAGUUCGACGAAACCUUUGCUGAAACGUUUGUCGCACGCUGCGAAAGCCUCAGAUGCCCGAAACUUGCCCUCCAGGUCUUCGGUGACCACGCCAAAUUUGCAUUACCCCUUUCUCUUCCUGCAGCUCGACGCCUUCUUCAUUCUCUUCACGCGAAUUCAUUAUCAGAUGUGUUGACGGCUUCGGCUCUAUACCAUGUAUACAGUCUCCCACCUGUCGCUGAAGAUUUGCCGUCUUGCGCUCUUGUGUUAAGAGCGGCUUUGAAGACAUACCGUGCACCGUCGCCUAAACCGCAGACUGAAACUGGUGAUACUGCAUUUUCUUCCGAAAAUACUGCUUCUAUUACAUCAAAACAACGGUCUGCUACGUCCCAGGUUGUCCGUGGUCUUAUUCCGUCUCUCCGGAAUUUAUUAGAAAAGAGUAAGCCAGGUUCCUGGGCCGUUCCUCGCGCUCCUCAGGAGAAGACGAAAGUUAUCGUUACAGUGAAGGGUCACGGCAAGAAUAGGAAAAUGAAAAGGUCCUACAUGUUGGAGAAGCUAUGGGUUCAAUGGUGUUUGUCAAAAAUUCACCCGUGGCUGGCGAGAAGUAAGGAUAACCCUGGGGAUCUCGAAUGGUUGAGGCAAUGGAGGAUAAGGGAGGGUCAUUUAAAAAUUAAGCCGCAACCUGAGGUUGCAUGA
Messenger RNA from Marasmius oreades (fairy-ring Marasmius), 1233 nucleotides. RefSeq lists its product as uncharacterized. NCBI's taxonomy places the organism in Eukaryota, Fungi, Basidiomycota, Agaricomycetes, Agaricales, Marasmiaceae. The coding region runs from base 1 to 1233 and encodes 410 amino acids. The record is from RefSeq and is a predicted model, not a curated record. The transcript has 3 exons.